GCAUCUACUACUAGACUCUAGAGAGCUGGAGAUGGAACUUGGUCUCUCGUGAGUUUCUGGACGUGACUAGGUGGGGACCGCUGGUCAAGAGUUGACAAGCCCAGACCCAGAAUGGCUUCGGAUGCUCUAACGUUGGGUGGCCCCAGGUUUGUGCUUCCAAAGCAAUCAUGCUUGAGGACGGCGGCAGAACGAUUUGAGAAAUGUGCUCGUUUAUCUAAGGGACCAUCAUUAGAUGUACAUCUGAGAAGCCAGUGUUCUAGAAAAGGUGUGAGCUCAGUAAGAGCCGACAGCAGGCAAGACGAGUCGGCGAAGGGCGCCUUGCCAAUUGCUACACACGCAGAGGGCAGACGGCAGGUGUUGCUGGCGCUAGCGGCAGCAGCGUCGGCAAUUGCAGCUCAUUAUGGAAGAGCAAAUGCUGCUGAAGGAAAUGCUGCUGAAGGAAACCGGAAAUUCACCGAUAUGCCCGCUAUUCGAGGCAAAGACUACGGUAAGUCUGCGAUGAGGGCCGGUCCUGACUACAUCCUGACUGAAACCGGGUUGCAGUACAAGGAGUUGAAACCAGGGCUUGGACCACAAGCUAAGAAAGGGCAAGUAGCCGUGGUCGACUGGGAUGGGUACACUAUCGGGUACUUGGGCCGCCCUUUCGAGGCUCGGAAUAAGUCGAGGGGAGGCUCUUUCGAGGGGUCUGAAAAGGAUUUCUACAGGUUCCGCUUGGGGGACAACAAGGUCAUUCCAGCCUUUGAAGAAGCGGUGGCUGGGAUGCGUGUAGGGUCAAUACGAAGGAUUAUUGUGCCCCCCGAGCUUGGCUACCCGAACAACGACUACUCCAAGGCUGGGCCGCAGCCCCAAACAUUCUCGGGCCAGCGCGCAUUGGACUUCGUCCUCAAGAAUCAGGGCCUCAUUGAUAAGACGUUGCUCUUUGACAUCGAGUUGCUUAAGUUAGAAGACUGAGCCCACUAUCAGUAGCCGUUCUGUCUAAUCUGCUGUUGAACACGAAGCACGGUAGCAAGCUUUGAUGGACACGAGGUAUCCAAGCGAGCAGGUGUAACUUUUAGAUGACCCGUUGCUUUUCCAGUGCUUGCAGCCUGUUGUCGGACCAGCUUUAAGGACUCCAUUUGAGAUCUCGACAAGGGCAGCUUGUUGAAAUAUGUUGAAACUAUGGUGGCUUUUCCAAUCAUGUGAUACCUGCAUAUGCCUCCUACUCGCAGCAGCAAUACCCUUAUCCCAUAGCGUCGGUGAUUACUCGAACGGGCUGACGGUCUUGUGAAAAAGGACACUUGUCUACUCAGUUGCGUAUGAAUCUUGGAUUCAAACAUUAUCAGUUUGAUGCCAUAAGUCGAC
This is a messenger RNA of Klebsormidium nitens, 1341 nucleotides long. The record is from the annotation of a GenBank genome assembly. Lineage: Eukaryota; Viridiplantae; Streptophyta; Klebsormidiophyceae; Klebsormidiales; Klebsormidiaceae.